Molecule: messenger RNA, 4248 nt
Organism: Mytilus trossulus (common blue mussel)
Lineage: Eukaryota; Metazoa; Mollusca; Bivalvia; Mytilida; Mytilidae
Product: glutamate receptor ionotropic, kainate 2-like
Exons: 15
Coding region: 917-3754 (945 amino acids)
Biological process (GO): monoatomic ion transport
Cellular component (GO): plasma membrane; postsynaptic density membrane
Molecular function (GO): ligand-gated monoatomic ion channel activity; signaling receptor activity
Source: RefSeq, a predicted model, not a curated record
AGUAGUAUAAUAUAGGACGUUCUCUUGUGAGUAGUUCUGGUAUACAUCAGGAUCAAUUAAACUCUUUAUCUACAGUAACUUUACUAUUGGUGGAACCAGUCAUGUAAAGAAAUGAUGGGAAAAUAAUUUGUACAAUAGAAUUCUUAAAUCGGUAAAUGGAGAGUGGGUGUCCCCCUCUUAUAUACGUAUAAAUACGAUUUUCUCUACUCUAUAAUUUCAUGUGUUGACAUAUAUAAUUGUACAUUGAAAUUCAAACAAUUGAUUGAAUAUUUAGAUACGAUAAAAAUAUUAAUAUGUGCAACAAAUUGGACUAGUAAGAUCUUUAAUCGCUUGUGUGAUUUCAGUUCGAUCUGGAGAAAUUAAAGGAUAACUAUCCUAUAACUUCAAUUCCGAUAUUCCCAUUGGUGAAUGUCGCAGUUUUAGAUAGCUAAUUGUCAAAGAUUUAGUUAAUUCAAUUUUGUCAUUGUCUGCAUCACGUUUUGGGAUGUUAGCUCUACUGGAAUUCCCAUGUGGAGUGUAUCGUUUCAGAUAACGCAUAGGUAACGAUCAAAGGCGUUAUUGUACAUUUUUUGUUGCCACGUGCUUGGAAAUAUGAUGUUCUGGGAUUCUGCAUUACUUGAUAAGUUAACAAAUCGAAUAUAAUUGAUCUUAUUUAUUGGAGAAAUUAACUUGAGUCAACAGCAAAAAUUUAGAAAACUUUACAGUGGAAUAAAAGAGCAACCAGUUUAAUAAUAAUAAUAGUAUUCAAAGUACGAACAAAACACGUGUUAAAAUAGAAGGAGGUAUCGAAUGGCAAACAAUGAUUAGUGCUUGUGGUAGAAUGUGGCGUUUUGCAGUUUCAAAAAGUGUAUUAUAUAUUUGACUGUAUGAGGAUAUUUGAAGUAAGCAUUGGGGAGUAUGCUACCCCUAAUUCAUUAUGAUAUCACCUGAGAGGAAUAUUUUAUGUGUUUUCCUGAUCUGGUUGACAUUGAGGUGUGCUAAUUGUCUUCCUAAAGAAAUCACUGUGGGAGGUCUGUUUGGUGAGGAAGAAGACGAAAGGAUACAUAACGCAUUUAAACACGCUGUAUAUUGGAUAAACCAUCAACACGAGUUCUUCCGAGACAACCAACUGGUGUUCGACACUAGAAUUUUACAAACUAAGGACCUGUUUAAAUCUACUAAAGAAGUUUGUUUACAAAUGGAUUUAUCUCCAGCAGCUUUAUUUGGACCAAGAUCACCAGAAAUGUCUUCAUACGCCAAUUCCAUGUGUAGAUACUUACACAUUCCCCAUUUAGAGUACCGAGAAGAACCGACUUACCGCCGUACAGCAAGUUUCUCAAUCAACCUUCAUCCUAGUCCGGUAGAGUUGGCUAAGGCGUAUCUGGACGUUAUCAACUAUUAUAAUAUGGACCAUUUAAUGAUACUCUAUGCAUCUAGUAGUGGGUUAACAAAAAUGCAAGUUAUAAUACAAGAUAUUUCUAAAGAAUCUGGAAAAGCGAUACAUUUACGACAGGUCAGUUCAAAUACCAACAUGAGGGAAUUAUUGAUGGAAGCCAAGAGAAAGCAAUGGACCAAUAUCUUAGCCGAUCUAAAUGCAUCGCAGACAUCUUUAUUACUCAAAAUGGCUCUUCAACAAGGAAUGAUUAAUCCGUAUCAUCAUUAUGUUUUAACAACAUUGGAUAUAGAGACAUUAAAUUUAGAUGACUACAAAUAUAACCAUGUGAAUAUAACAGGAUUCCGAUUGGUAGAUCCGAAGAACAAGUUUGUCAAGCUUAUAACUGAUGAUAUGUAUAUUUACCAAAUGAACACUCGACUGCCUCUGUUGAGUAUGGAAACCCAUAACACAAUACCGUAUGAGUCGGCUCUUUUAUUUGAUGCAGUCUUGUUAUUCGCAAAAUCACUAGAAGAACAAGCGAAAUAUCACAUAAUAAGACCGGUGAAUGUAUCUUGUGAAGGAGAUGACGUUUGGAGAUCCGGGUUAGAUCUGUUUAACUACCUAAAUACGGUUAAAAUAUCAGGAUUGACAGGUGACUUAUUGUUACAACAUGGAAGACGUCUACUGUUUAAUCUAGACAUUGUACAAUUAAUGAAAGAGGGACUCGAAAAAACAGGUACAUGGAGUUUGGACAGAGGACUGAAUAUAAGUUCUGAACAAAGAUAUGUAUUACUCGGAAACAAGACGUUAGUUGUGUCUUCAAACCUUAAAAAGACUUUAAUUGUGAGCACUGCCCUAGAAGCACCUUAUGUAAUGUUAAAAGAAACCACUGGUAAUCAACAGUUGAAAGGUAAUGACAGAUAUGAAGGCUUCUGUGUUGAUCUGUUGAAAUCUAUUGCAAAGAAUGUUGGAUUUGAUUAUGAAAUAAAAGUUGUUCCCGACGAAUUAUAUGGUGCUUAUGAUGCCAAAACAGGUGAAUGGAACGGUAUAAUCAAAGAAUUAAUAGAAAAGAGAGCAGACAUGUCCAUGGCUGCAUUGACUAUAAACUAUGAACGUGAACAAUAUAUAGAUUUUUCCAAACCAUUCCUUAAUCUUGGAAUCAGCAUAUUGUUUAGAAUGCCAAAGAAAGAGAAACCCGGAUUAUUCUCUUUUUUAAAUCCUCUUGCAAUGGAGAUAUGGAUUUAUUUAAUAGCAGCGUAUAUGACUGUUAGUUUUAGUAUAUUCGUGCUGGCACGAUUCAGUCCCUAUGAAUGGUAUAACCCACACCCAUGCAUUCCAGAAACAGACUCUGUGGAGAAUACGUUUAAUUUAUCAAACAGUUUUUGGUUUGCCAUUGGAACAUUAAUGCAGCAAGGAUCGGAUGUGAAUCCGAGAGCCGUGUCGACCAGAAUAGUUGGCUCAACUUGGUGGUUCUUUACACUUAUUAUUAUAUCAUCCUAUACUGCUAACUUAGCAGCAUUUUUAACUAUAGAAAGACUAGUGUCACCUAUAGAAAGUGCAGAAGAUUUAGCAAAACAAACUGAAAUUGCAUAUGGAACUCGCGAAAGUGGUACAACCAUGUCCUUUUUCAAGAAUUCACAAUUUGAAAUUUAUCAACGAAUGUGGAAUUAUAUGAAAGGACGUGAGAAAACGGUGAUGAUGAAAUCCGGAUCAGAAGGCAUUGAACGUGUUAAAAAGGGUGGAUAUGCAUUUUUUAUGGAGUCUACAGGAAUUGACUAUAUCACAAAACAAGACUGUAGAUUAAUGCAAGUUGGGGGUUUACUCGAUUCCAAAGGUUUUGGAAUGGCCACCCCUAUGGGUUCACCGCUCAGAGACAAGCUGUCUAUGGCCAUUUUACACUUCCAAGAAGAGGGUUUAAUACAAUCAUUGUACGAAAAAUGGUGGAAAGGGUCGGAAAAUUGCGAUGCCGACGGUGGCCCAGCAGCUGGCAAAGCUAGUCCUUUAGGAGUCUAUAAUGUCGGCGGUAUUUUUGUCGUUCUGAUGGGUGGCCUUGCAUUAUCUGUGAUCGUAGGAAUCUGUGAAUUUGUUGUAAAAUCAAGGAAGAAUGCUAGAGAAGAUAGGGAAUCUGUAUGUUCAGAAAUGGCGAAAGAACUUAGAUUUGCUGUACGGUGCCAUGGGUCUUCAAAGAAAAUUAACAAGUCGUUGUGUAACAAAUGUAAUGACAGACAUGCGCGCUCAAUUCCAUGCGCACUAGAUGAAUCAAUUGACACUCUUCCAAAUGGUGUGAUUCGAUUACACGAUAUGAGAAAAUCACCAUAUCAUUCUCGAAAAGAGUUGAAUAAUCGGUAUAAAGACAGCGGUUACUUACAUGUAGAUUAUAGCGAUACAGAUACUAUGUAACUUGAAUUUCUUAACUAUGGCCGCCAUUGACAUAUAAUAUACCUUAUUUAUGUUUUUGAAUUAUUUGAGGUAUAUUUAUUGAAAACAUGUAAAUAUUUCAUUAUUUUCAUAAUUUAUACAAAUUCACUUCUAUGUUUUUGGUGUGAAUAUUCCAUAAGAGUACGUGGCAUUUUUUAGGUAGAUAAAGGUUUUGACUUUUUUCAGCUGGUCUGAGAUAAAACAAAAAAGAUCGUGUGUUGUGUUUUAAAUACCUUUAUGAAGAGUUCGGUUUAUUGUUCGUAAUUUAGCCUUACAUGUAUGUAUAUAUCGCUUUAAUCAUGUAUCAUUUUAAAUUCCCGAUUGUUCUUUUUUGAAAGUUUAGCUGUAAGAUAACGUAGUAUGUUGAAGGCCGUACGGUGACCUAUAGUUGUUAAUGUCUGUGUAAGUUUGGUCUCUUGUGGACAGUUGUCUCAUUGGCAAUCAUACCACAUCUUCUUUUAAUAUACACAUUUACA